This is a messenger RNA of Dentiscutata erythropus, 264 nucleotides long. Lineage: Eukaryota; Fungi; Glomeromycota; Glomeromycetes; Diversisporales; Gigasporaceae. The record is from the annotation of a GenBank genome assembly.
AUGCCGGAUUUGAUAAAUUUUUCUAAAUUCACCGGAGAAACUAAUAUUACAGGAUGGCGUGCAGGAACUGCUUUACAUUCAAAUUUUGUAGAUAGUGAUGAUUUUCCAGAUGGCAUAAUAGGAGUUACAUUUACCACUGAUGAUACUCCUCCAUUGAAAUUUGUUGGAACUAAUCAGGAAAUUCUUAAAAAUCUCAGUGGCGAAUCUGUCGUGUCUCCUGUGAUUGGAUGGGCCAUUAUUGAUGAUAAGGAUUCUCCUAAAUAA